AUGACAACCGAUUCAUUAAAUGAUAAUGUAAAGGUGUGUGUCAGAACUAGAGCAUGUCUAGGUGGAGAAGUGAACAAGAAGAAUUGUUUGACUUCACUGCAAGGUCAGAAUGCAGUGUUGUUACAGUCUAAACCUGAUCCCAAACUAUUCACAUUUGACUAUGUAGCCGAUGAAUCAACUUCACAGGAACAGAUAUUCGAUCAGAUUGCCAGACCAAUCAUUGACGCUCAUAUCGAUGGUUACAAUGGUUGUAUAUUUGCAUAUGGACAAACUGGUAGUGGUAAAUCAUAUACUAUAGUUGGAGCAGAGGAAAGUGGAGGUGUGUUGACAUCUGAUUUGCGUGGUUUGAUUCCUCGUACAUUCCAAUACUUGUUUGAUCAUUUGAAUGAUCAUCAUAUCGAUAGUUACAAAUGUACUCUAUCAUUUUUAGAAUUGUAUAAUGAGAAUAUCAUUGAUCUACUCGACCACACUCAAACCAAUCUUAGUAUUCGUGAAGACAUUAAAAUUGGUGUCUAUGUCGAAGGUUUGAAAGAGGUUGAAAUCAACUCACCAGAGUCUGCAAUGGAACUACUUCGAAUCGGUACAAAUAAUCGUCAUGUUGCUGCAACUGCUAUGAAUUCAAGUUCAUCUAGAUCUCAUUCCGUUCUAACUCUUAAUUUAGAAUCAACUACAAAGACAGAAGAUGGAUUAACAAAGACAAGGUACUCAAAAUUAAGGUUGAUUGAUUUGGCAGGGUCGGAAAGACAAAAAUGUACAGAGGCAGCUGGAACUAGAUUAAAAGAGGCUGGUAGUAUCAACAAGUCAUUGUCGGUACUGGGGAAUGUGAUUCGAUCGUUGGUGGAGAUUGCUAAUGGCAAGCCGAGACAUGUGCAAUACAGAGACAGCAAAUUGACCUUUUUGCUAAAGGAUUCGUUGGGUGGUAACAGUAAGACGUAUAUCAUUGCGACAGUGUCUCCCAGCGACAUGUAUCACAGCGAGACGUUGUCAACAUUGCAAUUUGCACAACGUGCCAAACAUGUUAGAAAUAUUGCUAUUGUCAAUGAAGAGGCGUCUGGCAAUGUGACUCUGUUGCAAAUGGAAAACAAACGAUUAAAAGAAGAGAUUUAUAGAAUGCAACAAAAUGGUGUGGCAGCUGCUGCCACUGCUCCCAUCGACGUACUGCCUGGCUAUCCAAUGUUGCAAAUGGUCGAUCCUGCCGCACACUCUUUUGCACUGCGUAACUAUGAUUUGCAAGUACUCCACUCUACCGCCAUCGACCGAGCCAACAAAUUCAAAGAAGAGCGUGAUAUGCUGUUUAAUAGGUUGAGACAUUACAAACUGCUCAUUGAAAAGAAAGAUCAUUUCUUGCAAUCAACUCGUUUCGUAUUAAAGUUGCGUGAAGAGACUAUUACACGUCUCUCUGGUAAAUCAUCGUUGACAACCUAUGAAGAGGAUCUUAAAGAAGAGAUUGCAGAGUUAAAGAAACAGGUUGCAUUUCAUCCAGACAUUACAAAAAUUGCAAUUGAGAAUGUUGAACUCAAAGAAAUCAUCAAAGAGAGAGAAAAUCCAGAUGAACAAUUGGCAGCUCUCAAACAACAAAUUCAUGACCUACAACAAGAAGUUAGAAUAUUGUAUGGUGAAAAAUCAGAGCUUUAUCAACAAUUGGAAACAAUCUCUAAACAUCCUCAAUCUCAACCACAACAACCAAACAAGACACCAAUCAAACAAAUACCAUCUACACCAUCUACUCCAUUGGUAGAAAGACAAAAGUACAAAGAACUAUUAGACAAUUAUCAAUUACAAUGGGAAAAGGAAAAGAAGGAAAUUGAACAACAAUAUCAAUCAUUACAUCAAAAAAAUAUUCGUCUCUUUUCAGAAUAUGAAACGAUCAAAGCAAUGCAUGAUGAAUCGGAACAAUCACUUCAUAAUCUUCAUACAACUCAUGAAAAAGAAAUUGAAAAGAUUAAUUCAAGUAAUGAUAAUUUUGUUAGAAUACUUAAAAAUGCACAUACACUUCAAAUUGAACAAUACAACAAAGAUAAUUCAGAUAAUAAUCAAGAAUCAAAUGAAUUGAUUAAAGAAUUGACAGUGAAUAUUGAAAAGUUGGAAAAUAAUAACAACGAAUUGAGUAGUGAAAGAAUUAAAUUGAUUUCAGAAUUGUUUGAAAAGAAUGAACAAGUUAAUCAAUUAAAAAUUGAUUUGGAAUCAACUAAACUUUCAAAUCAAAGAAUGUCUGAAGUAUUUAUUUCAACUCCACUUCGUAGUCAAAUUAAACAAGACGGUGAAGUUGAAGAAAUGAAAGAACAAGAAAUAGAGGAAAAAGGACCAAUUAAAUUUAAUCUUCCAAAAGAAGAACAAGAAUCUAUCAUAUUGGAAAAGAAUACAAUGAUUGAACAAUUACAAAAUCAAUUGGAAAUGUCAAAAACUCAAUUACAAGUUUAUCAAGAUGAAUUGGAAAACAAAGAUCAAAUUAUUCAACAAUUUGAAAAUACAAAUAAUGAAUUAUUAGAAGAAAAAGAAGUAUUAAUGAAUGAAAUUGAAACAUUAAAUCAAAAUCAAAAUACCUCAUCUUUGGAAGAUGAUGGUAAAAAUAAUAAUAAUAAUAAUGGUAUUUUAGACAUUCAAGAAAUUAUAAAUUCCAAAGAAGUUCAAUUAAUAUUAAAUGAAAAACAAGAACAAUUGGAUAAAUUGGUAACCAUUCAAAAUGAAAAUGAUCAAACUAUUAAAUCUUUGAAACAAGAAAUUAAAGAACAAAAUGAAAAUAUUAUUAAUAUAUCAAGUCAAUAUCAACAAGAAACAAUUGAUUUGUCAUCAAGAUUGUCGACAAUUAGUGAAACUAUACAGAAAAAGGAACAAGAAGCAUUGGAUACUCAAAAAGAGAGAGAAAUGGAAAUAUUAAAUUUGAAAUCAACAAUGUCAGAGGAAUUUGAAACAAAACAACAUAAAUUGGUUGAUUCUAUCAAAGUAGAGUAUGAAAGAAAUAUUUCACUACUCAAAGGUGAAAUUGAAAAAGCAGUUUCUCAACACCAACAACUCCGUCAACAAGAAAGUGGAUGGGCAGAGAAAUACAAGGAAUUAAAGGUUGAUUAUGACCAAAUGGUUGAUCAACUUGAAACCUAUCAUACUAGAAUCGCUGAACAAUAUGAUGAAAUAUUCCAUCUCAAAGACAAGUUAAGAUCAAAUAAUAAUAAUAAUAAUAAUGAUUAUUAUAGUAGUAACAGUAAUAGUUUUAGUAAACCAAAGACAACGAUUCGUGAAGAGGAUAUAAUUAUUAUUUCAAGUGAUGAAGAAGAGGAUGAUGAUGAGGAUAAGGUUUACCGUCCGUCACCUUCAUCUCUUGCCUAUCAUAAUGAUCCUUCUAAUUCCAAUAUCGAUGAUAUCGAUUUUAGCAAGAUUAUAGUUAAAAAGGAACAAGGUGAUGAAUCUUAUCAAUCAGACGAUGAUUAUGAUAUGCAACAACAACAAGAAGAAGAAGAACUUAAUUUAUCAGAACUUGGCAAUAAUAAUAAUAAUAAUAGUUAUCAACAACAACAACAAAAAAAGGUUGAUGAAAGUAAAAGAUCAUCAAUCGCAACAAAUGAUGAUGAUGAUGACCAAGACGACGAAAUGUCAGGUGACAAUGCAAUCAUGUCAAAUUUAUCAAUCAUCUCACAAUUGGGUGAACUUGAACGUUCUUUUCAUGGUAACAAAAUGAACAACAAUAACAACAACAAUACUUCUACUUCAUCUUCAAAUAGAUCAACUUCAUUUGAUAAAUAA
Messenger RNA from Cavenderia fasciculata, 3738 nucleotides. It is a transcript of the gene kif14, whose product is annotated as putative kinesin-14. Bases 1 to 3738 code for a protein of 1245 amino acids. The transcript is spliced from 6 exons. NCBI's taxonomy places the organism in Eukaryota, Evosea, Eumycetozoa, Acytosteliales, Cavenderiaceae. Gene Ontology annotation, molecular function: microtubule motor activity; microtubule binding; ATP binding. Gene Ontology annotation, biological process: microtubule-based movement. The record is from RefSeq and is a predicted model, not a curated record.